CCCCGUAUGAGCACCAGAUGGCAAGGAGGCUCGUGGAAUGAUCGGUGAGUUCUCAGGCGAGUUUUCCGCUGCGGCGCUGCCUCGUUUGACUUGUGAUCCUCGCUUACCUUCUUCCCAUCAGAAUCCCAAUCGCGCGUCUGUUUCGUUGUCCUCUUGAUUCCCUCGCCGAUCUUUCGAUUGCCAUAGUGAUCCGAUUGUCCUUGUUCUAGGUGACUGAUGGCGCAUAUCUUGUUACAUGGAAACCUACACGCUACGAUCUACGAGGCAGAUUACCUUACGAACCCAUACAGAGCUUCUGGUGGCGCUCCUAAAUUUCUCCGCAAGCUUGUUGAAGGCAUUGAGGACACUGUGGGUAUAGGCAAGGGUUCUACCAAACUUUAUGCCACCAUCGAUUUGGAAAAGGCACGAGUUGGUCGAACCAGAACAAUUUCAGAUGAGCCUAUUAAUCCACGUUGGUAUGAAUCGUUUCACAUAUACUGUGCCCAUUUGGCAGCAAAUGUCAUCUUCACUGUAAAAAUUGACAAUCCUAUUGGAGCAACAUUAAUUGGAAGAGCUUAUUUGUCUGUCAAGGAGAUCCUUCCUGGUUGUGAGGUUGACAGAUGGCUUGAGAUAUGUGAUCAAAAUCAGAAUCCAGUUGGAGAAGCUAAAAUUCAUGUGAAACUACAAUUUUUCAAUGUUUUAACUGAUCAAAACUGGGCAAAGGGGGUCAGAAGUUCAAAAUAUCCUGGUGUGCCUUAUUCAUUUUUCUCUCAGAGGCAGGGUUGCAAAGUCACUCUUUAUCAGGAUGCUCACGUCCCUGACAACUUUAUUCCUCAAAUACCUCUUGCCGAUGGGAACUAUUACAUGCCUGGUAGAUGCUGGGAGGAUAUUUUUGAUGCAAUUAGCAAUGCUCAACAUCUUAUAUACAUUGCUGGGUGGUCUGUGUAUGCAGAAAUUACAUUGUUAAGGGACUUAAAGAGGCCUAGGCCUGGUGGAGAUGUCACUCUUGGAGAGCUACUAAAGAGGAAGUCUAGUGAAGGUGUGAAGGUCCUAAUGCUUGUUUGGGAUGAUAGAACCUCAGGAGGAUUGCUAAACAAAGAUGGUCUUAUGGCAACCCAUGAUGAGGAUACUGCAUUAUUUUUCCGCGAUACAGAUGUGCACUGUGUUUUGUGCCCACGAAAUCCUGAUGAUAGUAGAAGCUUUGUUAAAGGGCUCCAAAUUGCGACCAUGUUUACUCAUCAUCAAAAGAUUGUCAUUGUUGAUCAUGAGAUGCCUAACAAGGCUUCACAGCGACGAAGGAUAGUGACCUUUGUUGGGGGAAUUGAUCUUUGUGAUGGCAGAUAUGACACACAAUAUCAUUCUCUGUUCAGGACAUUGGACACUGCUCAUCACGAUGACUUCCAUCAGCCAAAUUUUGGUGAGUCAUCGAUAAGAAAAGGUGGUCCAAGAGAACCUUGGCAUGAUAUUCACUCAAGACUUGAAGGACCUAUUGCUUGGGAUGUUUUAUAUAACUUCGAACAAAGAUGGAGAAAGCAGGGAGGAAAAGAUGUACUUGUCGAGCUCCGGGAUCUCUCUGAUAUCAUAAUUUCUCCUUCUCCUGUCAUGUUCCCAGAGGACAAAGAAACUUGGAAUGUGCAACUUUUCAGGUCUAUUGAUGGAGGUGCUGCUUUUGGCUUCCCUGAUAAACCAGAGGAUGCUGCUAGAGUUGGACUUGUAAGUGGCAAGGAUCAUAUCAUUGAUAGAAGUAUUCAAGAUGCUUACAUACAUGCUAUCCGCAGAGCUAAGAACUUUAUCUAUAUUGAAAACCAGUACUUCCUUGGUAGCUCUUUUGCAUGGAAAGCUGAUGGCAUCAGGCGUGAGGAAAUUGAUGCAUUGCAUCUUAUCCCUAAGGAGCUGUCUUUAAAGAUUGUUAGUAAGAUUGAAUCUGGAGAACGGUUUGCUGUCUAUGUUGUUAUUCCAAUGUGGCCAGAGGGUGUGCCAGAAAGUGCUUCAGUUCAAGCAAUCUUAGAUUGGCAACGGCGAACAAUGGAGAUGAUGUAUAAUGACAUCAUAGAAGCUCUCCAAGCGAAAGGAAUUGAAGCAAAUCCAAAAGAUUAUCUGAAAUUUUUCUGCUUAGGAAAUCGUGAGGUAAAGAAUAGUGGAGAGUAUGAACCUGUAGAGAAACCACAACCAGACACUGAUUAUAGUAGGGCUCAAGAGGCUAGGCGGUUCAUGAUUUAUGUUCAUACAAAGAUGAUGAUAGUGGAUGAUGAGUAUAUCAUAAUUGGGUCAGCUAACAUCAACCAGAGGUCAAUGGAUGGAGGUAGGGACUCUGAAAUUGCAAUGGGGGCAUAUCAACCAUAUCAUCUAUCGACUCGUGAGCCAGCAAGAGGUCAAAUUCAUGGCUUCCGGCUGGCCCUAUGGUAUGAGCACCUUGGAAUGCUUGACAAUGUCUUCCUCCAACCAGAGAGUUUAGAAUGUGCUCAGAGGAUCAAUAGAAUUGCAGAUAAAUACUGGGAUUUAUAUGCAAGUGAUAACUUAGACCGUGACCUCCCAGGGCAUCUUCUUAGCUAUCCCAUUGAAGUCACUGCUGAUGGUACAAUUACAGAAUUGCCUGGAAUGAAAUGCUUUCCUGAUACCAAGGCCCCCGUCCUUGGUACUAAGUCUGACUAUCUUCCACCCAUCCUCACUACUUAAGCGCAUGAUGAUAUUAAUGUGUUUGGCCAACUAUUUGUUUAUCUAUUUAUGUAUUUAUCUACACAUGUUGGUUUGUCUUUUGAGAUAGCCUAGCGUGGCCAUUAGUGAUCAUUAAGUAUCAAGAACCAUAAUCAUCUUGGAUAUAGUUCUUUGUUUUAAGGAAUAACUUGCCAGUUAGUGUAUCAAGAAGUUGUUGAAUUUUAUUGAUAAUAUUUUGAUGCCCGAGGAGGGCGAGUGGUUUUGCACCA
Messenger RNA from Zingiber officinale, 2903 nucleotides. Its product is annotated as phospholipase D alpha 1-like. Gene Ontology annotation, cellular component: plasma membrane. The record is from RefSeq and is a predicted model, not a curated record. Gene Ontology annotation, molecular function: calcium ion binding; D-type glycerophospholipase activity. Gene Ontology annotation, biological process: phosphatidylcholine metabolic process; phospholipid catabolic process. The transcript is spliced from 4 exons. Lineage: Eukaryota; Viridiplantae; Streptophyta; Magnoliopsida; Zingiberales; Zingiberaceae. Bases 217 to 2655 code for a protein of 812 amino acids.